CCCGCCCACAGCCGCCGAGCACGGCGCUGCCGUAAAGCGCGCCGCGCUGUCGUAAAGCCCCGCGCCCACCAUUCGCCUCCAGCCUCCUAUUCUCGACCGCGCUUUACGCCAACGCCGUUGCGCCACCAUCCUCCCAUCGACUGCGCUUGCGCCGCGCUCCGCUCCGGACUCUCCGGGCGCUGGGAGGACGCCGUGCAGGAUGUUCUCUCCACCAAAGAUCUCCUCGUGAGCGGCGACGAUGACCGCCCCGGCAGCGCCUCGGGAAGCAGCGACACUGCAGUAGCCCGGCUCGUCCCAGCGCCGCACACCGGGAUGCUGCACUGAGCCGGGGCGGCCCCGCUUCUGUUCUCCUCCCCCCCCCCCCCCCUCCGACCUCGACUUUCAGCAGCUCUGGGAUUUGUAUGGCAGCGGCGUAACCGUGGAGAGGCCGGGGUAUCACAAACUGAUGGAUUUUGAUAAGAGAGGAGGGAAAGGGGAGCUGGAGGAAGGUAAAAGGAUGUCCAAAACGGGUGGAGGAAGGAGCAGCCAUGGAAGUCGGAGCGCCGGAACCAACUCGGGAGUCUUAAUGGUGGGUCCCAACUUCCGCGUCGGAAAGAAGAUCGGAUGCGGCAAUUUCGGGGAGCUCCGCUUAGGAAAGAACCUCUACACCAACGAAUACGUAGCGAUCAAAUUGGAGCCCAUCAAGUCUCGGGCCCCGCAGCUGCACCUGGAGUACCGCUUCUACAAGCAGCUCGGCAAUGCAGAAGGAAUUCCUCAGGUUUACUACUUCGGCCCCUGCGGGAAAUACAACGCCAUGGUGCUGGAGCUGCUGGGCCCCAGCCUGGAGGAUCUGUUCGAUCUGUGCGACCGCACCUUCACCCUCAAAACCGUCCUGAUGAUCGCCAUCCAGCUGAUCACACGGAUGGAGUACGUCCACACCAAAAGCCUCAUCUACAGAGACGUCAAACCGGAGAACUUCCUGGUGGGGCGGCCGGGCAGCAAACGGCAGCACACCAUCCACAUCAUCGACUUCGGCCUGGCCAAAGAGUACAUCGACCCCGAGACCAAAAAACACAUCCCCUACAGAGAGCACAAGAGCCUGACGGGGACGGCGCGCUACAUGAGCAUCAACACCCACCUCGGGAAGGAACAAAGCCGCAGGGACGACCUGGAAGCGUUGGGCCAUAUGUUUAUGUACUUCCUCCGCGGGAGCCUUCCCUGGCAGGGCCUGAAGGCGGACACACUCAAGGAGAGGUAUCAGAAGAUCGGGGACACCAAACGAGCCACGCCGGUGGAGGUGCUGUGUGAGAACUUCCCAGAGGAGAUGGCCACAUACCUGCGCUACGUGCGGCGCUUGGACUUCUUUGAGAAGCCGGACUACGAUUACCUGCGGAAGCUCUUCACGGAUCUGUUUGAGAGGAACGGUUAUGUGUUCGACUACGAAUACGACUGGGCCGGGAAACCGCUGCCCACCCCCAUCGGCACGAUGCACAGCGAGGUGCAGGUGCAGCCCCCGAGCAGAGACAAAGCACAGCCACACACCAAACACCAGCCGCCCGAGGGGACGGAGCAGUGGGAUGCUCACGCUGGCGGGCAGCCCGCCGAGGAGCCCGGGGGAGCUCGCCUGGCAGCCGGCAGGCUCGGGGGGUCCGUGCAGGUGAUGAGCUCCACCAACGGAGAGCUGAACACGGACGACCCGACGGCGGGGCACUCAAACGCGCCCAUCACCGCCCCCACCGAAGUGGAGGUGACCGACGAUACAAAGUGCUGCUGUUUCUUCAAGAGGAGGAAGAGGAAAAGCACCAAACGCCAUAAGUGAGCGCGGGCGGCGCAGCGGUGCGGGGCUCCCCUCCCUCCGGCCGUGCCGGACGGUGCCCGCGGUGCCGUGGGGUGGGAGCGCCCCGACGCCCCCACGCAGCAGAGCGGCGCCUCCCCCCGCCCGGCCCGGCCGCUCUCGCGUUCCGCAUCCGCCAAAAAAGAUUAAAAAAAGAAAAAAAAAAAAAAAAAAAA
This is a messenger RNA of Gallus gallus (chicken), 1989 nucleotides long. It is a transcript of the gene CSNK1G2, whose product is annotated as casein kinase 1 gamma 2. Gene Ontology annotation, cellular component: plasma membrane; cytoplasm; nucleus. The transcript has 13 exons. NCBI's taxonomy places the organism in Eukaryota, Metazoa, Chordata, Aves, Galliformes, Phasianidae. Gene Ontology annotation, molecular function: ATP binding; protein serine/threonine kinase activity. Gene Ontology annotation, biological process: positive regulation of canonical Wnt signaling pathway; peptidyl-serine phosphorylation; endocytosis. The coding region runs from base 446 to 1798 and encodes 450 amino acids. The record is from RefSeq and is a predicted model, not a curated record.